Messenger RNA from Aureobasidium uvarum, 1986 nucleotides. NCBI's taxonomy places the organism in Eukaryota, Fungi, Ascomycota, Dothideomycetes, Dothideales, Saccotheciaceae. The record is from the annotation of a GenBank genome assembly.
AUGGACUGUCUUCCUAUUCCCUUCGUCUGCUUCCAGUGCGGUACCGACCAGAAUCCUUGCCACUGCAAAGUUGUUGGCCCUACCAUCGGUUUCGCCAGCGCCAUUGUCCUCGCAUGGUGGGAAGAAGGCGCUGAAACUCUCAAAGCCUUCUUUGACGACGAGAAGCCAUCUGAAGAUAGCACUGACCAGCGCUUGGAAGAUCUCUUAGACCUUCUCGAACCUCUCAAGGUAGGCGAAGAGCCCCAGAAUUCCAGCAUUGUCGGAGUCACCAGCAGUGAGCAUGGUAGCCCACCGAAACCACUGUUUACCGUGGAUACCAUCGACACAUCUUCUCCCGUGUUUACUGGCACGACCACGAGGACCAGACGAACAAGUCUCCAGCCCGAAACGAGUACUCGUGCAUCUUCUGCGGUCCCAGAUACAGCAGCCACCCUCGAUCUGUCUCCCGAAAAUGGCACGAUCGCGCCUUCCUCGCUUGAAGCACCUAUAGAGAAUGACCCCACAGGUCUCCAAACUGUCAAAGGCAAACGCUCCGACGAUCAUGGACUUCCCAAAGCUAUCGACUCGAGCAUUCUAUCGCAAGAAGAUGAUACAACUGUGGUGCAUGAUCCCUCUUCCGCAGCGGUCUCCUUCUUUCCACCAAACCCAUACUCUGAUGAGCCCGUCCAGUACCCCUCCCAACAAGCAGCGCCUACUGUGUCUUCGGUAUUUAAUGGACAGCUUGGAAAUGACUAUCGCCAGGACAUCGAAGACACAUCUGCCGAUUCAAGUCUGACCUCUUUGGCUUCCAACGAUGAUCAGAUGAAUCAAUAUGAUCUCCGUGACCAACUCGCCGACUACAAGAGAUAUCUUGCCGACACACCAUCUCCGCCACCUACAUCCCCGUUGAGUCCACCGCCAAGCAUUCUCACCACCAGAUAUGCUGAUCCAGAUAUCAUGGGUGGGGCUGAUCCAGAAGAUGAUGAAACUACAUUAUUUUCAAUUGCAUCUACACCGAGUAAGCCCAUCAUCAAGCUUGGCAAGGUUGCACCCAAGGAACCUGAUGACGACCGCGGGUUGAGAGACACUGGAGGCUUGGGGACUGUCAACGAAGCCGAUGAUGAGCUGGCCGACGAUACUGACGCUGAUGACAUAGAGCAACAACAAGCUCAUGAAGAUGAGCCGGCACAGAAAAGACUUCUCGCUACAGUCACAGGAGACGAGAAACAACCAGGAACCGAUGCCAAGGCAGUUGCACCGCCUGAAGAGCACACAAUUAAAGACAGACUGAGGAGGAGGAUGCAGGAAAGCAAGGCCAAUGUGACGUCCACGUCUGCACUACGCGACUCACCUGACGAACUUGCUCCAGAAUCAGCGGACGAGCUUGCCGAUCCUUCUCCUUCCCAUGGUUCUCUUUCUCUUGUGAAGUCGAGGAUCAACAAAUCAAAGCCCAGUCGCUCGCGUGCCAAAAAGCCACCCAACACGCCUGCUCUUGCUCCUCUUGAGAAGAUCGUGGGAGUUCCGAGAGCCACAAGAGGAGCUACCGCCAACAGACAAUUGGCUGGAAUCCCCGGGACUCCAUCGCCUCGUAAAGUCGAAGAGAAUACUCGAGAACUCAGAAGCCUGGACGCGACUCCUAUCCUGUAUACAAGAACCAGAACAGGAACCGCGACAGCCGAAUCCACUCCUGAGCCUGGCACUCAAGGCUCAGUCAAGCCUGUACCAAAGCGCACAAAAUUCGCUACCAGUGCCUCAGAAGUCACUCGUCUGGGCUCUCCCACGCCUAAGGUCACUCCUGCAAAGACGUCCAAGGGUGCUCCUGCCACCAGAAAGAGAGCACCUCGAAAGAAUAAGACAGCCGAGUCUAAGCAAGAUGACGACACCAUGCCCGAGAAGCUCAACGAGGCAACGACAAAGAGAAAGCGUGAGGAAGAAGACGGAGAGACCGAAGAACAGCCCACGAGAGCCAGUAAGAGAAUCGCUGGAGCGGAGCCCGAAGGAGAGUGA